Coffea eugenioides is the source of this 982-nucleotide messenger RNA. RefSeq lists its product as uncharacterized. The transcript is spliced from 2 exons. The coding region runs from base 157 to 630 and encodes 157 amino acids. Lineage: Eukaryota; Viridiplantae; Streptophyta; Magnoliopsida; Gentianales; Rubiaceae. The record is from RefSeq and is a predicted model, not a curated record.
CUUUUGUUUUCUGAUGGUUUAAGACAAAAAUACCGAAGAAAACGCAUUCUAGUGCAUCUAAGAAAACGCCGCCGCCGUCCUAUUUCCUCUAAAUCCUACUCCUCUACUUUCUUCAUCACAAAUCGCAGCAAGUCGACCCGCAUUUCUGGUUGUCGAAUGGCCAAGGCUCUCUGUGUUGUUAUCAACCUCACUGGUAAGGAUAUCAAAUUCACCGAGUGGAGGCGGGGGUAUGUGGAGGAAUUGAAACUGUGGGCACGGAAGCCCUUCCACGAAAAAACAAUUAAGUCAGGGGACCAUUACGCCUUCAGUGCGUCAGAGUUUGUCGAGCAUUGGGAGCGUAUACAGAAGGUGGUGCGAAAGUACCCGGAGUGGACUGUUUCCCUUGAAAGUGAAGAUUUGAAAGGGAUCCCGCUACCAGUCUCUGAACUCAAGGACAACAGAGCCUUCGUCUUCGAAAUGGGAGAAAACAAUGAGUUGGUGAAAUUAACUGUAUCCAGAGAAGAAGCGAAGCGCAGAGGAAUCGAGAAAGGAUUCUUUGGGAGUGUUGAGAAGAUGGCAAGCCAAUUAGUCUCACUUGUGAAUGAGCGGAAGACUGCUUCUAGCAGUGUGCGCCAGGAUGAAAACAUGUGAAGAACUUGGCAAGGCUAUUAGGAGUCACCACCAAGUCGGAUUUGCUUAUCUACCUUGCAAGUGGUCUGGUAAGUUCAGACCGAUAAAAAUCAAUAUCGCCAAGGCUGUAGUGCAUAUGAACCCUGUCAUUUGGUGAUUAGGGAUUUGUUUUUGGUAUCCAUAUAAAAAUCUUCUGACCAGCUAGUUAGGGUCAGCUGUUCGAUUGAUCAAGAUUUUUCAUUGAUAUGCUAAUUGUAUUGCUGUUCCUAUUCUCUCUAGUUUAGAGCUUCAACUCGUACCCAUCUUGUACAUCCAUUGCUGUGCCUUGAGCAAUUUAUCAUUUUAUCCAUGGUCCGGGAUACAAAUUCAGUAA